Molecule: messenger RNA, 1616 nt
Organism: Fundulus heteroclitus (mummichog)
Lineage: Eukaryota; Metazoa; Chordata; Actinopteri; Cyprinodontiformes; Fundulidae
Gene: crhbp
Product: corticotropin releasing hormone binding protein
Exons: 7
Coding region: 140-1102 (320 amino acids)
Biological process (GO): negative regulation of corticotropin-releasing hormone receptor activity; hormone-mediated signaling pathway; negative regulation of corticotropin secretion
Molecular function (GO): corticotropin-releasing hormone binding
Source: RefSeq, a predicted model, not a curated record
UGACGGGGGGGGCCCUGUGACGGGGGCCCCCCCUGUGACUUGGUCCGUGGCAGCUCGGAUCGCAUAAAAACGAGGAGCGCCGAGCGCAGAGCAGCUCAGACUUCUCCAACUCUGCCCAGGUGAACUUCACUAGCGUGUUAUGGAGCGCACUUUCCGGGAGCAGCUCUUCUUUCUGCUGUUGUGUCUGUCCGUCCUCAGCGGUGACUGCAGGUACAUCGAGAACAACGACGUCUCCAAGGAUGAACUCUACGCGCUUUUCAAGUCGGAUCUCAGGAGGGAGAUUCCUGACCUGUUAAUGUAUCGCCGACCUUUGCGUUGCCUGGACAUGGUGGCCAUGGAGGGUCAGUUCACCUUCACAGCAGAGACCCCUCAGCUCAGCUGCGCGGCUUUCUUCAUGGCAGAGCCCAGCGAGGUGAUCAGCGUGGAGUAUGACAGCGUGGACAUCGACUGCAGCGGAGGAGACUUCAUCACAGUGUUCGAUGGCUGGGUGAUGAAAGGCGAAAAGUUCCCCAGCUCCCAGGACCAUCCGCUGCCUCUGUACGAGCGCUACGUGGACUACUGCGACUCCGGGUCCGCGAGGAAAAGCGUGCGCUCCUCCCAGAACGUGGCCAUGGUCUUCUUCCGCGUCCACAGCGCCGGCAGCAGCUUCACGCUGACAGUCAGGAAGCACACCAACCCCUUUCCCUGCAAUGUCAUCUCGCAGUCACCAGAGGGCAGGUACACCAUGGUGAUCCCGCAGCAGCACAGAAACUGCAGCUUCUCCAUCAUAUAUCCAGUGGCCAUCGACGUCUCGGAGUUCAGCCUUGGACGACGCAACAAUUUCCCCAAGAGGUCGUUACCUGGAUGUGCGGAGUCUGGGGACUACGUGCAGUUGUUGGGAGGAAGUGGUAUUGACACAUCUAAACUGCUUCCCAUCACAGACCUCUGCAUCUCCUUCACUGGACCCACCCAUUUGAAGAUCGGCUGCGAUAACACAGUGGUGAGGAUGGUGUCCAGCGGGAGGUUUGUCAGUCGUGUGUCUUUCAGCUACCGGCUACUGGACAGCCAGGAGCUACAGACGAUCAAACUCAACAACGUGGAAGAUUUUUGUUUCAACAACUGAUCCCAAAAGGGUCACAAUGUGACAAAUGUAUCAUUUGACUGCCAGACAUUUUUAAAGUCAUUUUCCACCCAGUUGGUCUAUGAUCCAAGGACACUGAAGCGAAAUGAAAACCAAUAAACAUCCUGUGAGACUACAUUUACUGGCAUUUUGAGUUUAUUGCCCCAUGGUCUCAUUCUUAUGGCUCAUUGUUGUUGCAAAACAUACUGUAUAUCAGUUUAAUGUCCUUUUUGUAUUUAAUGGGACCGCUGUUGUCUUUAUUUAUGCUUCGUUUACAACAUGUAUAUUCAUUGACUUGGGAUUAUUGUUAUAAAGUUUAUGAGUUUGUGAUUCUCGAAGAUGAAUGGUGCUAAAAUGAGUGUUGUGUCUAUUCUGUUUGUACGGGUGAGACAUGAUGUACCGAGUCAAUUCAUGUAAUACAGAAAGAAAAUAAAAGAAAUUUGAGUAUCUGGUGCCAUUCAGCAGUUAAAUUUGGUUGAAAAAAUACUUUUGUAAUAAAUUUGUACGGCAUGGCAAC